Molecule: messenger RNA, 2648 nt
Organism: Pistacia vera
Lineage: Eukaryota; Viridiplantae; Streptophyta; Magnoliopsida; Sapindales; Anacardiaceae
Product: DEAD-box ATP-dependent RNA helicase 39-like
Exons: 10
Coding region: 53-2011 (652 amino acids)
Molecular function (GO): ATP binding; nucleic acid binding; RNA helicase activity
Source: RefSeq, a predicted model, not a curated record
UAAAACCCCAAACCAAGCCAAACCAAACCAAGCCAAAACCCUUCUGCAAAAAAUGCAGAAAGCUAUGGCGUUAGGAACGUCAAGAACACUCCUUUCUAUGUCUCUUCUCUCCUCAACCAAAUUUAAUCGCUCCCCAUUUCUCAAAUUUCCCAAAAAAUCCAUUACGGUUUUGUCAGGGUUCAGGCCUCUAUGCUCCUCCACAACACCAACAAUAUCAAUUGACCAACCUGAGCAGCUUAAGCACUCUAUGCUUCUUGAAAGACUCAGGCUCAGGCAUCUUAAGGACGCAAAUAAACCAACCCCACAACCCAAAACUCAGGAACAAGCUGUGAGUUUUGGGGAAAAAGAGGGUAAAGGUGGAGACUUUGAUCAUAAGAAGAAGAAGAGGGUGGUGAGUGUGGGAAGUUUUGAGGAGUUGGGAUUGAGUGAGGAGGUUAUGGGAGCUGUUAGAGAGAUGGGUAUUGAAGUUCCUACUGAGAUUCAGUGUAUUGGGAUCCCUGCUGUUUUGGAUGAGAAAAGUGUGGUCUUGGGUUCACAUACUGGCUCUGGAAAGACCCUAGCUUAUUUGUUGCCUCUUGUUCAGUUGCUGAGACGGGAUGAGGCAGAGUUGGGUAGGCUAAUGAAGCCCAGACGUCCACGAGCUGUUGUGCUAUGUCCCACAAGGGAGCUAUCUGAGCAGGUUUUUCGUGUAUCAAAGUCCAUUAGUCAUCAUGCACGAUUCAGAUCUACCAUGGUCAGUGGUGGUGGUCGGUUGAGACCCCAAGAGGAUUCGUUGAAUAACCCAAUUGACAUGGUAGUUGGGACCCCAGGUAGAAUUCUUCAACAUAUUGAGGACGGGAACAUUGUUUAUGGUGACAUCAAAUAUGUGGUGUUGGAUGAGGCGGACACCAUGUUUGAUCGUGGUUUUGGUCCUGAAAUUCGCAAGUUUCUUGCCCCACUUAAACAUCGUGCAACAAAGCCUAAUGGCCAAGGGUUUCAAACUAUACUGGUCACCGCAACAAUGACAAAGGCGGUGCAGAAGCUGAUUGAUGAGGAGUUUCAAGGAAUAAUGCAUUUACGAACAUCAACAUUGCAUAAAAAGAUUGCAUCUGCUCGACAUGAUUUCAUCAAACUUUCAGGAUCUGAAAAUAAGCUGGAAGCAUUGCUACAGGUUCUUGAGCCAAGCUUGGCUAAGGGAAACAAGGUGAUGGUAUUCUGUAACACAUUAAACUCUAGUCGUGCUGUUGAUCACUUCCUUAAUGAGAAUCAGAUUUCGACUGUCAAUUACCAUGGUGAGGUGCCGGCAGAACAAAGGGUUGAAAAUCUCAACAAAUUCAAGAAUGAUGAUGGAGACAGCCCCACAUUGGUCUGCACGGACUUGGCUGCUAGGGGACUGGACUUGGAUGUAGAUCAUGUUAUCAUGUUUGAUUUCCCACUGAACUCUAUCGACUACCUGCAUCGUACUGGAAGAACUGCUCGUAUGGGUGCAAAAGGGAAAGUGACAAGCUUGGUGGCCAAAAAGGACAUGUUGCUGGCUGAGCGUAUUGAGGAAGCAAUUAGGAAGAAUGAGAGCUUGGAAUCUCUCACUAGUGAUAAUGUCCGAAGGGACGCUGCCAGGGAUAAAAUAACACAGCAGAGGGCGAAGAUUGUUAAAUUGGUUAAAGUGUCAAGUCAAAAAAACAAGACUAAAGCUGCAUCGGAGAAAUCCUCUAGUGUCCACACCAAGGUUGCAUCUACCCAUACCUCAACAAGAAAAUCCUCAACCACAAAGUCUGGAAAAACAUCUGCACCUGCAAAAUCUUCAAAACCAACAUUUAAGGUAUCAAAGUUGAAGUCCUCCAACGCAAGUAGCUCCAAAAAAGCCUUGUCAGGUGGGAGGAAGCAAACAGAGAGCAGAAAGCCAGGUGCAGGGAAAUCUAGAGCUUCAAAACUACCCAGCGCAGGGAAAUCUAGAGCUUCAAAACUAAGUGUUGUUGGGUUUAGGGGACGGGCUUCUUAUUCUGACAAGAAAGGAUCAAUGAGGCCUAGUUAAUGGUAAAAUUAUAGAUAAAAUAUGCAUUAAUUUAUUUUCUAUCUUUUCCUCAUUUGUAUGUUUCUUGACUGAAAUUUUUUUAUAGUUUAUGUAGUAAUAUUUGUAAUUUUGUAUCUUUACUAUUAUUAUGAUAAUCAAAUGGUAAUCUUUUGUCUAGAUUGAUUUUCCCUCGGUGGUUUUUUGAAUUAUGUGAUCUUCGACAUGACCUUAUGUGUAAAAAUUCUUUUUGAAGAGUUAUGAGUAAUGAAUGAUGUUGGUUUGUUGUGUUGACAAAUGCAUACAAGGUAUCAACAUUCAUUAUGACAGAAAGAUCAGAGUACACUAGAACCUUACAAGGUUCUUACAAUGGAAAACAACUCUACUGUAUUCUGAAGAGUUUCAGUGUCAGUCUCAUUACUUCCAUGUGAGUAGUGGCCGAGGAGUUUUCUGAGGAGUAACAACAUUUCCUUCAGAAUCAUAUAUGAUGACACCAGAAAAAUCGGGCAACUGGCACUUCCCUCCCAUGAGAUCAUCAUCAAGAAAAUCGUAGCAGGCAGCCCUCCAGUGAUGGCGCCAUUUGCGCGAAUGAGAAGCACACAUGAACAGUGCAAAAGCACACAAGAGAAGGGAUGCUGCAGCAAGCCCUGCUUGAGAUGUG